UACGUUUAAGAAUACACAAAUCCAAAAUAGACAACAACAACAACACAACAGCAGCAUAAACAACAAAACUAUGUAGCACAGCAUUGCUGGCUCUUGCACAAUUUCUUGCAUACUUGCAACCAAAGAUUCUCCUACUCGUUAUGGUUUAAGUUGCUGCUGCUGCACUAAAGUAAUUUGCUCGUAAAGCUAAGCACUGCUAAAGAUUUAUAUAUGUAUGUGCAAGGGGUUAACGGGAGGAAUGUGUGUAUAAGCACCUAUUCCGUACUUGGCUGCUUGAGCAGCAGCUACAGCGUAACUUUAAAAAUUUUCCCAAUCACACUGCAAACACACACUCAAUACCCUGGAAAAAUGUCGAGUGAAGAAGACAAACCUCCAGCUCCACCAGUGCGUUUAACAAGCAAUCAACGUACCGAUAGAGGUGGUUUCAAUACAGGAUCUGGAGAUGGACCACCGGUUGAUAUGCGUCCUUUACCUAAGGAGCCAGAGGAUUCGGAUCGAAAGAAAAAGACAUUAAAAAAUAAAAUAAAAGGCUCCAAACCUUCGCACACAGAUUCCAAACCUAAUAUAUCCUAUCCAACCAAUUUCGAACACACGGUUCACGUUGGUUUUGAUGCUAUAACAGGAGAGUUUACGGGUAUGCCAGAAGCAUGGGCUCGCUUGCUUAUGAAUUCAAACAUAAGCAAACAGGAACAAAAGAAAAAUCCACAAGCUGUGUUAGAUGUUCUCAAGUGGUAUGAUAAUACAACCAAGCAGAGAGCAAGUUCAAAAUACAUGACAAAUGCUAUAACAACGCAUUCUGGUUCUUCACUAUCGCACGUUAGCAGCAGCAGUCCUAGUAGCACACCAACUGAUUCAGAGUUACAUGGUUCCAACAGUGGAGGUAAUUUGAUUGGUGUCAACAUAAAUAAUCUUACUUUAGGCAAUAAUGCCAAUAAUAUACCAGCAACUGGUGGCGUUGGUAGCCCUCAUAUCGGUAAUAAUUAUGGAAAUCAUCAUCAUACCGCACUUAGUCAAUCACAUUCAUAUAAUUUUGUUGGUGGCAAUACAGCCUCCUCUUCAUCACAACAUUCGUCAGCCAAUGAAGAUGAUAUUUUAGGUACACCACAACCGCCACCACCGCCAGUUGCAUCACGACCAGAACGCACGAAAUCCAUUUAUACACGACCUAUAGAAGAGGUAACACCAACGAUACCGCCACCACCUGCUACAACACCUACAACACCACUGCAUCAACAAUUGCAGCAACAGCAUCUUAACAAUAUAGCGCAACCACAAUAUAAAGCUCCAACAAUAACAACAACCACAACUUUAGAUAAGAACAAAAAUAACGCAACAGCAGCAACAGCAUCAUGUGUUGUCUCUGCGCCGCAACCGCAUCCGCACGCUUUUAACGCCGCAGCAACUGCUGCAGCAGAUUCCAUUUGUACCAUACCUAAUAUUACUACCACUACUAACUAUGACACAACUAACUUCACUCUUACUACUACUACUACUACGACUACUACCACUACUAAUAAUUCUACUACUAGUAUUCAUUUGCAAUUUAUCGAUUUUAAUGCAACGGGUAUGCCAGAAGCAUGGGCUCGCUUGCUUAUGAAUUCAAACAUAAGCAAACAGGAACAAAAGAAAAAUCCACAAGCUGUGUUAGAUGUUCUCAAGUGGUAUGAUAAUACAACCAAGCAGAGAGCAAGUUCAAAAUACAUGACAAAUGCUAUAACAACGCAUUCUGGUUCUUCACUAUCGCACGUUAGCAGCAGCAGUCCUAGUAGCACACCAACUGAUUCAGAGUUACAUGGUUCCAACAGUGGAGGUAAUUUGAUUGGUGUCAACAUAAAUAAUCUUACUUUAGGCAAUAAUGCCAAUAAUAUACCAGCAACUGGUGGCAUUGGUAGCCCUCAUAUCGGUAAUAAUUAUGGAAAUCAUCAUCAUACCGCACUUAGUCAAUCACAUUCAUAUAAUUUUGUUGGUGGCAAUACAGCCUCCUCUUCAUCACAACAUUCGUCAGCCAAUGAAGAUGAUAUUUUAGGUACACCACAACCGCCACCACCGCCAGUUGCAUCACGACCAGAACGCACGAAAUCCAUUUAUACACGACCUAUAGAAGAGGUAACACCAACGAUACCGCCACCACCUGCUACAACACCUACAACACCACUGCAUCAACAAUUGCAGCAACAGCAUCUUAACAAUAUAGCGCAACCACAAUAUAAAGCUCCAACAAUAACAACAACCACAACUUUAGAUAAGAACAAAAAUAACGCAAAUAUAUACACGCACGAUGGUAGCGCAAAUAAUUUAACAGCUUCUGCAGUCACACCUCCAACAGCAACAACUGCAAAUUCUACAACUCAAGCUACUCAGCCGAUUGCGACACCGCCUACUGCCGCAGCAGGAGUAGCCCAACAACGUUCGGGCACAGCGAAAAAGAAGAAAAUGUCCGACGAAGAAAUUCUUGAAAAAUUACGAACUAUUGUUUCUGUCGGUGAUCCAAAUCGUAAAUAUACAAAAAUGGAGAAAAUUGGUCAAGGAGCAUCUGGUACGGUAUAUACAGCAAUUGAAGCUUCUACGGGUAUGGAAGUAGCAAUUAAACAAAUGAACCUAUCACAACAACCGAAGAAAGAGCUUAUAAUUAAUGAAAUAUUAGUGAUGCGAGAAAAUAAGCAUCCAAAUGUUGUUAACUACCUCGACAGCUAUUUGGUGUCUGAAGAACUUUGGGUUGUUAUGGAGUAUUUACCAGGCGGUUCAUUAACAGAUGUUGUUACGGAAACCUGUAUGGAUGAAGGCCAAAUUGCAGCUGUAUGCCGUGAAGUAUUACAAGCAUUAGAAUUUCUACACUCCAAUCAAGUUAUUCAUCGCGACAUUAAAAGUGAUAAUAUUUUACUCGGUCUUGACGGAUCAGUAAAAUUGACUGAUUUCGGUUUCUGCGCGCAGAUCUCACCAGAGCAAUCAAAACGCACAACAAUGGUCGGCACACCAUACUGGAUGGCACCUGAAGUAGUGACACGCAAACAAUAUGGACCAAAGGUCGAUUUGUGGUCACUCGGUAUCAUGGCUAUUGAAAUGGUUGAAGGAGAGCCACCUUAUCUCAACGAAAAUCCACUUAAAGCAUUGUACCUUAUUGCCACAAAUGGCAAGCCUGAAAUUAAGGAAAAAGAAAAACUUUCCAUUGUAUUUCAAGAUUUUUUAAAUCAAUGCUUGGAAGUUGAUGUUGAACGUCGUUCCGGUGCUGCGGAGUUACUGAAGCAUCCUUUUCUUAAACUAGCACGUCCAUUAGCCAGUCUGACGCCGCUAAUUAUGGCCGCAAAAGAAGCCACUAAAGGAAACUGAUUAAAAACAUAAAAUAAGGAUAUAAAACUACUUAAAAGCUGAUAUGGAAGAUAAUAAACAACUUUAUACACAUAAUUAUAUAUAAAAACAUAU
This is a messenger RNA of Teleopsis dalmanni, 3420 nucleotides long. RefSeq names its product serine/threonine-protein kinase PAK 3-like. Gene Ontology annotation, biological process: intracellular signal transduction; regulation of MAPK cascade; protein phosphorylation. The record is from RefSeq and is a predicted model, not a curated record. Gene Ontology annotation, cellular component: cytoplasm. Gene Ontology annotation, molecular function: protein serine/threonine kinase activity; ATP binding. The transcript has 11 exons. NCBI's taxonomy places the organism in Eukaryota, Metazoa, Arthropoda, Insecta, Diptera, Diopsidae. Bases 211 to 3327 code for a protein of 1038 amino acids.